AUGAAGCUGCUUAUCCUGAGCAUUGCGUUCCUGGGCGCUUUCCUGGCCCCCAUUUUCGCGACCAAUAACAUCAACGAAAGGAACCAGGGCAACGUUGGGGGCAGUUCCCACCAGUCCGUCAGCAUCGACAACCAGAAGCAGGUGGUGAACGUGGACAACAACAAUGGGUGGCACUCCUGGAACACCGUCUGGGAUUACCCCAGCGGCUAUGUCGCCACCCGGAUCCUGUCCAAGAAAGCCUGCAUCGUGUCAAAAAUGAACCCCGAGGUCAUGCCAGAUGUCACCACACUUCCCGAUACCAUCAGGAUCAAGCAGGUGAGGACCAAAGGAGGGUUCCUGCAAGUCAGUCCUGGGGACCGAACUAAAGGGCCUGCCCAGAAAGAGGUCACUUACAUAGUCUCCUCCAAGCGCAUCACGGACCUGACCCCGUACGGGAAGAACAUUCAGGCCUUAUGCAAAGGGAUCCCCACCUACCAGUCCUACGAAGCAAAAGGACGGAGCUUUGCCUACUUCUCUGGAUCCUGCUGGAGGGCAGACAUCCUCUGCGUUCUGGGGAUCAGCUAUUGUGGAGAAUCCUACCAGGACUACCAGUACUAA
Messenger RNA from Anolis sagrei ordinatus, 597 nucleotides. NCBI's taxonomy places the organism in Eukaryota, Metazoa, Chordata, Lepidosauria, Squamata, Anolidae. The record is from RefSeq and is a predicted model, not a curated record.